GCGGGCCGUGGGCCCACGCCUGUGGGGGUGAGCGGCGGAGGGGCAUCAUGGGGGAGGCCGCGGUGCCCUCUGAGCCCUGCCCGCUGCGCGAGGACAGCUUCACACGCUUCUCGUCGCAGAGCAACGUGUAUGGACUGGCGGGCGGCGCGGGCGGGCGCGGGGAACUGCUGGCCGCCACCCUUAAAGGCAAGGUGCUGGGCUUCCGCUACCAAGACCUCCGACAGAAAAUCCGGCCAGUGGCCAAGGAGCUGCAGUUCAACUACAUUCCCGUGGAUGCUGAGAUUGUCUCCAUCGACACCUUCAACAAGUCACCCCCAAAACGAGGUCUGGUUGUGGGGAUCACCUUCAUCAAGGAUUCAGGGGACAAGGGUAGUCCCUUCCUUAAUAUUUACUGUGACUAUGAGCCUGGUUCCGAGUACAACCUGGAUUCCAUUGCCCAGAGCUGCCUGAACUUGGAGCUGCAGUUCACUCCUUUCCAGCUGUGCCAUGCAGAGGUCCAGGUCGGGGAUCAGCUGGAAACCGUGUUUCUCCUGAGUGGAAAUGACCCAGCCAUUCACCUCUACAAGGAGAAUGAGGGACUGCAUCAGUUUGAGGAACAGCCAGUAGAAAACCUCUUCCCGGAACUCACGAACCUGACCAGUAGCGUCCUCUGGCUUGACGUGCGUAACCUCCCUGGCACCUCGCGGAGGCUGUCAGCCCUCGGCUGCCAGAGCGGCUAUGUCCGUGUCGCCCACGUGGACCAACAGAGUCGUGAGGUUUUGCACACCUGGACAGUCCAGCAGGACGGCCCCAUCUCCCGCGUGAUCAUCUUUAGCCUCUCGGCCCCCAAGGAGACUAAGGACGAGCCACAGCAAGACGAAUACAGCGUGCUGGUGGCCAGCAUGUUGGAACCGGCGGUGGUGUACCGGGACCUACUGAACCAGGGCCUGGAGGACCAGCUGCUUCUGCCGGGCAGCGAUCAGUUUGACAGUGUCCUCUGUGGCCUGGUCACCGACGUAGACCUGGACGGGCGCCCAGAAGUCCUGGUAGCCACCUAUGGUCAGGAGCUGCUGUGUUACAAAUACUGGGGUCCCGAGUCGGGGCUCCCCAAGGCCGAGCAGGGCUUCCGCCUACUGUGGCGACGUGGCUUUCCCAGCCCACUCCUGGCACUGGCCCACACAGACCUGACAGGGGACGGGCUGCGGGAGCUGGCCGUGGUCUCCCUGAAGGGCCUGCACGUGCUGCAGCACAGCUUGACCCAGGCCUCCGAGCUGGUCCUGUGCCGGCUCCGACAGGAAGUCGAGCAGCGGAGACGGCAGCCACAGCAGUGCGGGGACCAGGAGGGCUCAGGACCUGCAGGGAGCUCAGCCCCCUGAGCUGGGACCCUUCCUUGGAGGUUCUCCGUCCACCCCAUGAAGGAGGAACAUGUUUCCCAGACACCCUGUGCCCCACUCUGACACAUGCCUCUGAGCCUCCUGUGAGAAUGGCGUGGUCUUCUCGACCAUCCCCUUCCAC
Molecule: messenger RNA, 1494 nt
Organism: Sorex fumeus (smoky shrew)
Lineage: Eukaryota; Metazoa; Chordata; Mammalia; Eulipotyphla; Soricidae
Gene: KPTN
Product: kaptin, actin binding protein
Exons: 12
Coding region: 48-1355 (435 amino acids)
Biological process (GO): cellular response to amino acid starvation; negative regulation of TORC1 signaling; actin filament organization
Cellular component (GO): actin cytoskeleton; lamellipodium; KICSTOR complex
Molecular function (GO): actin filament binding
Source: RefSeq, a predicted model, not a curated record